AUGGACAGCAUUCGUGCGAAGAUCAAGCGUCGUCUCAGUCAUAAAGACAAAGAAGCAGCCAACUUUGACGAACACGACUCAGCUGAUGAAGAGACUAUGGACUACGUGAACAAGGAAGCCGAGGAUGCCGAGAGGGAGAACCAGGACUACGGAAAGCCAGGAAGCUUCCUGAACCGAUUGAUUGUCAGUGGCCGUCCUUUCUACGAAGUGCCGUCGGACCUGACACAGAGCUAA
Molecule: messenger RNA, 234 nt
Organism: Cladophialophora yegresii CBS 114405
Lineage: Eukaryota; Fungi; Ascomycota; Eurotiomycetes; Chaetothyriales; Herpotrichiellaceae
Exons: 2
Coding region: 1-234 (77 amino acids)
Source: RefSeq, a predicted model, not a curated record